UUUUAUUCAUUUGUCAAUGGCAAUGGCUUCCUUUCAUAAAUAGAAAUUCUCUCCGUCUCCGUCUCUCUCGACUCUGCGUGUGGGUAUAAAGACUGAAGAGCAUGAUGUUGUCGAUUCCAGUUCAACCAAGUGCGAAGAGCAUUUUGUCAUUCCCUUCUUUUACUUCCCAGAAGCCCUGUUUUACACCCAUCAAAACCUCAAAUUCAUUGAAACCCAGAGCUUCCUCUUUGCAUUCCUCAACCCAUCUUGGCCUAAAAAUUAGACCUACUGGUAGAAUUCAAAGGCUUAAUGCUGCCGCCGCCUCAGAAUUAGCUCCUGCGGAAACACCCACUGAGGUUUCGGACUCUGAGCUUGCACAAAAAUCUGAGAAGCUAGGAGUGGAGGUUAAAUCAGUGGAGAAGCCUAGAUUGGUAUUGAAGUUCAUUUGGAUGGAAAAGAACAUUGGUCUUUGCCUCGAUCAGAUGAUACCGGGCUAUGGCACCGUCCCUUUGAGUCCUUACUUCUUUUGGCCAAGGAAGGACGCAUGGGAAGAGCUGAAGACAACUCUAGAGAGUAAACCAUGGAUAUCCCAGAAGAAAAUGAUUAUACUUCUUAAUCAGGCCACUGAUAUUAUCAAUCUGUGGCAACAGAGUGGUGGCAAUUUGUCCUAGACACCAGUAUAGGGUUGUCACUUGUUUAGUCUUUAAUGUAACAUUUUUGAGUUUAAGUUGAUUUCGUACUAUAUUGUACCUGUGAUUCAAAUUUGGGCCAAUAUAAUUGAACUGAGAAGCUGUUUAAAGCAUGUUCCUCUAUGGUUAAUUUAUGCAGAGUUUUGAAAUUUCA
Molecule: messenger RNA, 822 nt
Organism: Olea europaea var. sylvestris
Lineage: Eukaryota; Viridiplantae; Streptophyta; Magnoliopsida; Lamiales; Oleaceae
Product: 30S ribosomal protein 3-1, chloroplastic-like
Exons: 2
Coding region: 102-650 (182 amino acids)
Biological process (GO): translation
Cellular component (GO): ribosome
Molecular function (GO): structural constituent of ribosome
Source: RefSeq, a predicted model, not a curated record